UUGUCUGUAAUAACUUUAUUUUUCGUCUUUCGUUGCAGCUCUGCUAAUGUAAAACAUGGGAGACUGGAACUUCCUGGGGGGGAUCUUGGAGGAGGUGCAUAUCCACUCCACCAUGGUCGGCAAGAUCUGGCUGACCAUCCUCUUCAUAUUCCGGAUGUUGGUGCUCGGCGUCGCCGCGGAGGACGUUUGGAACGACGAGCAGUCGGACUUCAUCUGCAACACCGACCAGCCCGGCUGCCGUAACGUCUGCUACGACCAGGCCUUCCCCAUCUCCCUCAUCCGCUACUGGGUGCUGCAGGUCAUCUUCGUGUCCUCGCCCUCGCUCGUCUACAUGGGUCACGCCAUCUACCAGCUGCGAGCUCUGGAGAAGGAGCGCCACUGCAAGAAGGUGGCCCUCCGCCGGGAGCUGGAGGCGGUGGACGUGGAGCUGGUGGAGAUCCGGCGGAGGAUCGAGAAGGAGAUGAAGCAGCUGGAGCAGGGGAAGCUCAACAAAGCGCCGCUGAGGGGCUCGCUGUUGUGCACUUACCUGGUGCACAUAGUGACUCGCUCGGUGGUGGAGGUCAGCUUCAUGGUGUGUCAGUACGUCCUCUACGGGCAUCGCCUGAACCCGCUGUACAAGUGUGAGAGGGAGCCGUGCCCCAAUGUGGUCGACUGUUUUGUCUCCAGGCCAACGGAGAAAACGGUGUUCAUGGUGUUCAUGCAAAGCAUCGCCUGCAUCUCGCUCUUCCUCAGCCUCCUCGAGAUCAUGCACCUGGGAUACAAGAAGCUAAAGAAGGUCAUCUUGAGCUACUACCCGCACCUGAAGGCCGAUCUCGACGAUUAUUACGUCGACAAGUCAAAGAAGAACUCAGUUGUGCAUCAGGUUAACGUGGGCUCGUCUGUGGCUCGCAAGAACACCAUCCCCGAGGCACCAUGUGGAUACACGUUACUGUUGGAGAAGCAGGGCAACGGACCCACCUACCCUCUUCUUAAUGCGUCCUCCGCUUUCAUCCCGAUAAAAGGGGACCCCGGUGCAAAGCCAGACGGCCACAAGGACGCCAAGGAGGGAGUGCCGAGCCCCACGGAGCGAACCGGCGACACCAGCAGCGAGACUCGCUCCCCUCCUGCUGACAAACAGGAACCAGAGGAGCAGUCCCCGCAUCACAAGGACAUGGUGUGCGCCGGCUCCGAGUACCCCACCCUGCCUGUAGCGGACACCUCCUCCUGCACAACUCUGUCAGGCAUUGUGCGGAAGUCACGGAGGGUCAGUCCACCGUGGAACUGCUCCACUCUGGUGGAGGGGAACGGCUCGGACAGCGGGGACUCCUACCACGGGAACAACAGCGUGAAGCUACGCAGCAGCUGUGUCGGACCCAGAGCCAGGGUGCUCUCUAAAUCGGACAUCAAGAGGCCGAGCAGGUCUCAGAGUCCAGACUCGGCAGGGGAGCUGAGCUCAGUGUCUCGGCACAGCCGGGAAAGCAACAGCCCCACCGCCUCCUCCCCAAACCGCAGAGUGUCUGCGGCGAGCAGCACCAGCAGCAGGAGAGCGCCGACUGAUCUGCAGAUAUAA
This is a messenger RNA of Plectropomus leopardus (leopard coralgrouper), 1549 nucleotides long. NCBI's taxonomy places the organism in Eukaryota, Metazoa, Chordata, Actinopteri, Perciformes, Serranidae. The record is from RefSeq and is a predicted model, not a curated record.